GACGGGGCCGGCCCGGCUGCCCAGAUGGCGCUCCGGACGCCGGUGCUUCGCCCUCGCCGCCGUCCGCAGCGCCCGCCUCCCCGCGGCCGCUCCGCGUGAGAGGAGCCCCGGCGCGCCCGGCUGGGACGAGGCCAGCCGCAUCCCUGCAAUGCUGUCUGCGCCCCGCUCCCGCCGCGGCGCCGAGUGAAGGCAGGCAGGCAGGCGCGCCAUGCCCGAGAGCGGCCCGGCCCCGGCGGAGGGCGAACGGCACAGGCGCGGCGCGGCGGAUGGCGAGGCGGCGGCGGGGCCGCCUGCUGCCGGCGUGCUGGACAAGCUAUUCGGCAAGCGGCUGCUGCAGGCCGGACGUUACAUCAUGUCGCACAAGUCCUGGAUGAAAACUGUGCCCACAGAGAACUGCGAUGUGCUCAUGACUCUGGCAGACACGACGGACGACCACACGCUCCUGUGGCUGCUGAACCACAUGCGGCUGGGAAUCCCGGAGCUCAUUAUCCAGAUCCGACACCACAAGCACACGCGGGUCUACGCCCUCUUCGUCACAGCCACCUACGAGAGUUUGCUACGAGGGGCAGAUGAGAUCGGACUGCGGAAGCCAGUGAAGGCUGAAUUUGGGGGAGGGAGCCGCAGCUUCUCUUGUGAGGAGGAUUACAUCUAUGAGAACAUAGAGAGCGAGCUGCACUUUUUCACUUCUCAGGAACGUCAGAAUGUCAUCAGGUAUUGGUUGGAGAACCUGCGAGCCAAACAAGGCGAGAUGCUGCAUAACAUCCACUUUCUGGAGGGGCAGCCAAUCAUCCCAGAAUUAGCUGCACGGGGCAUCCUCCAGCAGGUCUUCCCCCUCCAUGAGCCACGGAUCCUCAACCGACUGAUGAAAUCCUGGGUACAAGCCAUCUGCGAACCACAGCCUCUGGAUGAAAUCUGUGACUACUUUGGUGUCAAGAUUGCCAUGUAUUUUGCGUGGCUGGGCUUCUACACGUCAGCCAUGGUGUACCCUGCCGUCUUUGGCUCCCUUCUGUACAUCUUCACGGAGAAUGACCAGACCAGCCGGGACAUCUGCUGCGUGGUCUUCGCCAUCUUCAAUGUCAUCUGGGCCACACUGUUCCUGGAAGAGUGGAAGCGUCGGGGGGCCGAGUUUGCCUACAAAUGGGGGACCUUGGACACGCCUGCGGAGUCCAUCGAGGAGCCACGGCCACAGUUCCGGGGCGUGAAGCGCAUCAGCCCGGUGACCAACGCGGAAGAGUUCUAUUACCCUCCGUGGAAGCGGCUGCUGUUCCAGUGCCUGGUCAGCCUGCCCGUCUGCCUCUUUUGCCUCUCCUUUGUCUUCCUUGCCAUGCUGGGUUGCUUUGAGCUGCAGGAGUUUGUGCUGAGCAUCAAGGAGCUGCCCCGCAUUGUGCGUUUCUUGCCGAAGAUCAUGCUUGCAGUCAUUGUCACGGCCUGCGAUGAAGUUUACAAGAAAAUUGCCUACUGGCUCAAUGACAUGGAAAAUUACCGCUUGCAGAGUGCCUAUGAAAAACACCUCAUCAUUAAAAUGAUCUUGUUUCAGUUCGUAAAUUCAUACCUAAGUCUUUUUUACAUCGGAUUCUACCUCAAGGACAUGGAGCGCCUCAAGGAGCUCCUGCUCAUCUUUUCUCUCUUCCAGAGUUUGGUGCGUCAGUUCAAAGACGCCCUGCUCCCUUCUGUCAUCCUGCAGCUCCAUCUCUCCCUCAUCUCCUUAAAGAGUCUGCUGAGUUUUUGCUGGCAGUUGGGCGUCUCCAAAAUGUUGGCCACGCUGCUCAUCACCCGUCAGUUCCUGCAGAACGUCAAGGAGGUCUCUCAGCCCCACCUCUACAGCAAGUUCAAGCGGGGAGACUUCAGUGUACAAAACCUCCGGGAGGUCACGCACACUCUCUUCCGGCUGCUCACCCAGAAGUAUACCUUGGCCAAACCUCAGGGCGCCAAACCUCACCCCCGGCAAGGACACCCGCAGGCAGGACAUGGGCCAGAGCCCCCAGAGGAGGCACCCAAGGGGGAAAAGAAAUGCCUGAAUGGUGGGUGUGGGGUCCCUGAAGAAGAGGAAGAGGAGGAGAAGAAGGAGUCCGACUCAGAAGACGAGAGCAUCAUUGACUGUGGGCUGAAGCUCAAGAAGGUGAGUUUUAUUGAGAAGGCCGAACGGAAGUCCGGGGACCUCCGGGGCCUAGAGGAAGUCAGCUUCUUGGAAGAAGGUAGCCCCACCAUGGUGGAAAAAGGGAUGGAUCCAGCCUCCAUGUUUGAGCUGUGUGAAGAUGACGAGGAGAGUGAUGGGGCCUCGGGCAGCCCCCUCAAGGACCCGCCAGAGGCCAAAGAGCCUGUGGUCAUCAUGCGAGCGCGGAGGCCACGAGGUGCCAAGAAUCUGGUUGGAGGCGAAGAGGAGGAAGACUAUGAGGAGGACCGGAAGCCAACAAGGACCUCUUGGAUUGACCCUCCAGAGGAGAAGUACACCACACAGCUUGCCCAGGCUGAGGUGGAGAGCUGCAUGAAGAAAUACGAGGACACCUUCCAGGACUACCAGGAGAUGUUCAUCCAGUUUGGCUACGUGGUUCUCUUUUCAUCGGCCUUCCCAUUGGCUGCCAUGUGCGCCUUAAUCAACAAUGUCAUUGAGAUCCGCAGUGAUGCCUUCAAGCUGUGCACAGGACUCCAGCGCCCUUUUGGGCAGCGCGUGGAAAGCAUCGGAGAGUGGCAGAAAGUAAUGGAGGCGAUGGGAGUCCUGGCGAUUGUGGUGAACUUCUACCUGAUUGGUCAGUGCGGGCAGCUGCAGCGCCUCUUCCCGUGGCUCAGCCCUGAGGGGGCCAUCAUCUCCGUAGUGGUGUUGGAGCACUUUGCGCUCCUGCUCAAAUAUGUAAUCCAAGUGGCGAUUCCAGACAUCCCCUCCUGGGUAGCAGAGGAAAUGGCAAAACUUGAAUAUCAGCGACGAGAGGCCUUCAAGAAACACGAGCGGCAAGCCCAGCACCACUUCCAGCAGCAGCAGCGCCGCAAGCGGGAAGAAGAAGAGCGACAGCGGCAUGCCGAGUACCAUGCCAGGAAAGAACGGGAGAGCAGCCGGGAGGAAGGCAAAGUUGACGGGGGGGCAGUUGACCCAGCCCAUGAGAAGAGCCUUCCCAAGGGAAAGGGUCCGAGUGGGUCAGGCCACGGGUCUGAGAAACCGAAGCGACCCAGUUCCCUCCUCGCUACCAACAAUGUGAUGAAGCUGAAGCAGAUCAUCCCACUGCAGGGCAAGUUUCUAUCGGGCGGUGCUGGGGCAGCAGGCACUGGGACAGCCCGCUCUCCACAGUCCCCCACUGGCACAGAUAACAAACUGCCUGGGUUUCUCAGUUUCAAGUUCCUGAAGUCUCCAGAGACCAAACGAGAGACAAAUACGGAGAAGGCGCAGUCCCCCACCAAACCUUUCAACCCAAGUAAACUGUUCAACUUCAGCAAGUCUGAGGGGGGCAACGGGGCCCCUCUGCUGCUACAAGCACCAAGGCCCAGCCACUCGGCAGAUCCAAGCGAGAGGCCCCUGGCGGGCAGAUCACACCUCAAUGGGAUGAUGGCUGAGGAGAUGUCGGCCGAGGAAUCCGAAAUCCGAAUGAUGGUGGAGGAGGAGGGCCCGAGCCAUAAACUCUAACCCACAGGGGCUCAGCUGUUCCACAAACCCAACAAGAAGAAGUGAUUGUGAAACGAAGGAAUAGCUUUGUCCUCCAUUCAUAGACGAUUCUCCCAAGCCAUGAUUCCUUUGGAUUUAGCAUGCUGUUGCCACAAGAGUAUUUUUUCCAAGGUGGUGGGGGGGGGGCUGUGCUUUGGUCUUCUUUACAGGCAGCCGUUGUUCAAGAGUUAACAGUCCCAGAAGCUUCCGAAGAAAAAGCAUCCCGAGGUGUUUCAUCUGAGCUGCUCAGCCGUUCUCGAGAUCGGGCAGAGGCAGUGCCCCUCCUGGGCCAAAAUCCUAAGGCAGAGACCAGUGUGCAUUUUGCUUAUCCCGCUCUUCCACAUCCGACAUUCCUUUGUGUCGCAUCCAAGCCAUUUCAUGACAGCAAUAAAGCAGCUUUGGCAGCUGGCUGCAGGCCUCCACUCCAGAUGUGCUCCCUGGUGUUCCAUCCUGACAGGAACAGCAGCGAUGAGGAGGUGCAGAAAAACAAAGCAACGUUGAACUCAUGCUGGUAUCGAGGCAGCAUUUCCAUCUCUGCCAGGCCGGAAGAGAAUCCAAGUCUGACAUGUGAUCAAUAACGGGACAGUUCACUCAAGCGGAUGUAGAUACCCGAGGUGUCUCGCCCUCUCCCCAGUCUUUUGUAGUGCAGACAGCGUAACACCGACUAAGGCAGGCAGGAGCCCUGCUGCGAUUCUUUGAUCUUCCCCCCCAUGCCCAGAGGAUGAAACACUGUGAUUCUUGAUGUAGGAAUGCCCCCCCCCAUCCAUCCCAUACUACCAUCCACAAGGGUUGCUGCUUCAUCAUCUUGCAAGCGUGGGAGAUAGUAAGCCGGUGCCCUGCUCGCCAAAGUUCCAAAGUCUGGCACAGAGAAGCCAAGAAGGGGCAGCAGCCAAACACAAGAAGAAUCCUCAGCCGGGGAGGCCCUUCCAGGAUCACGCCCGUUCUCCAUCCCCACAGCAAAACACAACCAACGUCUUACUUCUCUGAGCAAUUAUCACUGGACAAAAGAAGAAAUUCCUUUUGAGGGGAGGGUGAGGGAGGAGAGGGAAAAGGGAGGGAGUAGGGAAUAUUAUUUUUUUAAACUUAUUUAUUUGCUGCAUUUAUUUAUUUUGCCUUGAAUAAGGAAACAAAAGGGGGAAACAGUGGGAGGAUCCUUUCUUUUUUAAGUUAUUUUUGUCAUAUUUUUGUAAAACU
Eublepharis macularius is the source of this 4825-nucleotide messenger RNA. RefSeq names its product anoctamin 8 (gene ANO8). NCBI's taxonomy places the organism in Eukaryota, Metazoa, Chordata, Lepidosauria, Squamata, Eublepharidae. The transcript is spliced from 19 exons. Gene Ontology annotation, cellular component: plasma membrane. Gene Ontology annotation, biological process: chloride transmembrane transport. The record is from RefSeq and is a predicted model, not a curated record. Bases 209 to 3613 code for a protein of 1134 amino acids. Gene Ontology annotation, molecular function: chloride channel activity.